Molecule: messenger RNA, 3759 nt
Organism: Synchiropus splendidus (mandarinfish)
Lineage: Eukaryota; Metazoa; Chordata; Actinopteri; Syngnathiformes; Callionymidae
Gene: strn
Product: striatin, calmodulin binding protein
Exons: 17
Coding region: 127-2472 (781 amino acids)
Cellular component (GO): dendrite
Molecular function (GO): calmodulin binding; protein-containing complex binding; protein phosphatase 2A binding
Source: RefSeq, a predicted model, not a curated record
UCAGAAGUGAGUUCAUUCCCCGGACUCGAGGGGACGGAACGCCGUCGGUAGAUUUUCACACAGCCGCUUGAAUUGACCGCCUAAAACCAGCGAUACAACGGACAGUACUUUUCACCGAGCCCGGCCAUGGACGAACAGGCGGGGCCCGGAGUGUUUUUCAACAAUAAUAACAACUCUGUUUUACCGGGCGCUGGGAAAGGACCGCUGCCGGAUGGCGACGCCGGGGAGGCGGCCAGGGCGCAGUACAGUAUCCCGGGGAUCUUGCACUUCCUGCAGCACGAAUGGGCCCGCUUCGAAGUAGAAAGAGCACAAUGGGAGGUGGAGCGGGCCGAAUUACAGGCCCAGAUUGCCUUUCUGCAGGGGGAGAGGAAAGGCCAGGAGAAUUUGAAGAAAGAUCUUGUGAGGAGGAUCAAAAUGCUGGAGUAUGCAUUGAAGCAAGAGAGGGCAAAGUACCACAAGUUAAAAUAUGGGACAGAAUUAAACCAAGGUGACAUGAAACCUCCGAGCUACGACUCUGAUGAGACGAACGAGAACGAAACUUCAGGGUCGCUCAAUAAUCAGCUGUCCUGGAAACAAGGCCGACAGCUCCUCAGACAGUAUCUGCAAGAAGUGGGCUACACAGACACCAUCUUGGAUGUCAAGUCUCAGAGGGUGCGAGCACUGCUUGGACUAGCAGGGGAUGGGAGUGGAAGAGGAGGUGACAGAACGAGUACUGAGCCUCUGGUUAAUGGGACCGACACUUCAUCGAAGGGCAUCGGCACCAGAGGAAAAGCUGAGCUGUCAGACACAAGCGCAGUGCUGGAGGCCUUCAAAUUUAUUGAAAAUGCAGCCGCCGAGUUCAGUGAUGAAGAUGAGGAAGACGACAGUGAGGGGAAGGACAGGACCAUCGUGGAGUCCAGAACAAUUAUGAGGAAGAAGCCGUCAUCAUCAACGCCACCCGCCAGCAUGGACACAAGUGAGGACCCUGACACAGAGGAGGCUCUGAAGGGCUUUGAUUUCCUGUCCAGCCCUGAUGAGAUGGACAUCUCACCGGAGUCCAGAGGCACCGGGGACGGUACUGACUGGGAGAAGGACGAUCAAGAUCCCAUAUCUGAGGCCUGGGACGUGGACCCGGGCAUGAUAAUCAAACUCAAGGAGCAGUACAAAAAGGAACGCAAGGGGAAAAAAGGGGUGAAGAGGCCCAACAGAUCCAAGCUGCAGGACAUGCUGGCGAACCUCCGAGACGCCGAGGACGUGCCCCACAUGCAGCCCCCAUCCACGCAGCAGUCACGACCCAACGUGGUGCGCUUCAACGAGCACGACGGGAGCCGCACUGAUGAAGUGGAGGCGCUGACUUUCCCUCCCACAUCAGGGAAGUCCUUUAUUAUGGGCUCAGACGAGUCCUGGAAGAGCGAGCUGGGCCUGGGAGAACUGGCUGGGCUCACCGUUGCCAAUGAGGCCGACAGUCUUACGUACGAUAUCGGCAACAACAAGGACGCCAUGAGGAAAACCUGGAAUCCCAAAUUCACUUUGCGCAGCCAUUUCGAUGGGAUCCGUGCCCUCACCUUUCACCCGGUAGAGCCGGUCCUAGUCACUGCCUCUGAAGAUCACACACUGAAGAUGUGGAACCUUCAAAAGACUACCCCUGCUAAAAAGAGCACGUCUUUUGAUGUUGAGCCCAUCUACACGUUCAGGGCUCACAGGGGGGCGGUAUUGAGCGUCGUUAUGAGCAGCACAGGGGAGCAGUGUUUCAGUGGAGGCGUUGAUGGCACUAUCCAGUGUUGGAACACCCCAAAUCCAAACAUCGACCCCUACGACUCUUAUGAACCGUCUGUGCUGCGUGGCGAGUUGUCCGGACACACAGACUCGGUCUGGGGUUUAGUGUACAGCAGUGCUCACCAGCGCCUCCUGUCCUGCUCUGCUGAUGGAACCGUGAGGUUGUGGGACGCCAACAGCACUUCUCCUGCCCUCGCCGUCUUCAACGAGAACAAAAAGCUGGGAGUUCCCUCGUCUGUGGACCUGGUGUGCAGUGAGCCAGCUCACCUGGUCACAUCCUUCACGAGCGGCGAGAUCGGACUCUUCAACAUGGAGACCCGUCAACUGGUCCUCAACCUGGAGUCCAAUGUAGAUGCAGGUACUCCGUGCCAGAUUAACAAGGUCCUCAGCCACCCGACACUGCCCAUCACCAUCACGGCUCAAGAGGACCGCCUCAUCAAAUUCUACGACAACAACAGUGGGAAGCUCAUCCACUCCAUGGUCGCCCACCUGGAUGCCGUCACCAGCUUAGCGGUGGACCCCAACGGACUCUAUCUCAUGUCGGGCAGUCACGACUGCUCCAUCCGUCUGUGGAACAUGGAGAGUAAAACGUGUAUCCAGGAAUUCACAGCUCACAGGAAGAAGUUUGAGGAGUCGAUCCACGACGUGGCGUUUCACCCCUCGAAAUGCUACAUCGCCAGCGCCGGAGCAGACGCGCUCGCCAAGGUGUUCGUAUGACGCAGCGCUUUGUCUCCCUGCGGUCCCUCCCUCUCUGACGCCGCCUCCCUGGAUCAGGGACCAAUAGUGACAAUGGAGGGGGAAGGCCUUCAGGCAGGGGUCUGAUCCCUCCUCACUCAGCCCGAUCACUUCGCUGUUGGCAAUGCAGACACUGUAGCCUGACAAGGCUCUUCAGGGAGGCUAGUCAGAAGGAGACUCCCGCCCCUCAUCGACCAUCCAGGCAGGCCUGGGUGUGACGCUCGCAGUGCACCCACACACCGACUCCUCAGACCCGGAGGCUCAGGACAAGUGUCAGUGUGUCGUGAUAUGGUGAGGUUUUAAAGCCGGUCUUCUGCCCCUGUGACCUCACACUUCACCUCAGACCCCGCUCUGGAUCCCACACCUCCCUCUCACACAAAUGGGGUCCAGACCUAUUUCGUUGUUUUUUUUUUUUGUUUAGUGGGACACUGGAGGCUCACUUCUUCUUCUGUUCCCACGUGGACUCUAGUUGCUGGCCUGCCUUUGCUUUUCCUUUUUAAACACUCGUCGACAAAUGUGCCUUUGCUGUAAAAAGGCCUUGAAAAGUUAUUUUAACAAGCUAAUGUUGGGGAGUGGGGGGGGGACGGCAGAAGAAAUCGAUCUGGUUGUCACAUUUUAACAUUGGAUGUAAAAUUAAAAAUGCUUAUAAUAAUAAUAAUAAACAAAAUAUAUGAAAUAUAUAUAAAUAUAUAAAUAUAUUCAGUCUUAAAUUUACUGUGCAGAGUGAGUUUGAGUGCUCAGUUUUUGAUACAUGUGGUCGGGGAAUCAAUCUUGUGCGUUUGAGGCGAAACCAGUAGAUGAACAGACCAGUAAAUAUUUGUCUGUUAGAUUCAAGUACCUGUACACUUGAGCAGUAAGAUUACAACAUCUGUUUCCAAAGUAAACCAUUUUGGUUAGCAUUAAAACCUGGUUAGAGAUGUCUGGUUUUUAGGAACCUCUUGAUUUUGGCCAGUUUGCUGUUGUUUGAAUUGAAUGGCUUGUGUUGUACGUAGUUUUCCCAACUGUGUGGACAUGCUAGACUCCACUGUGAUGUAUAUCAUGUCCAGGUAUUUACAGUAGUCCGCUCUCUAGCUGGAAAUUAGCACAGUUCUAAUCGAGACGUUCACCAUCCGACACUGGAGGACGAGGAAGAACCUGCGACUUUCAAGUAAGCGAGGAGGGAAUAAUGUUUGGAUCCAGGUGUUGGAGCGCAGCAUCGGAUGAGCCAUUUUCUCAGUCACUGGUUUGUAUAUCGAAGUAUGUUCAAAAUAAAAUCUGCUGUAAACUCAA